This is a messenger RNA of Phasianus colchicus (ring-necked pheasant), 1116 nucleotides long. NCBI's taxonomy places the organism in Eukaryota, Metazoa, Chordata, Aves, Galliformes, Phasianidae. The record is from RefSeq and is a predicted model, not a curated record.
AUUGUGGCUACAGGGAUCUGUCGCACAGACGACCACGUUCUUGAAGGUACAUUUCCUGAUCUAGAAUUCCCAGUCAUCCCAGGCCAUGAAGGAGCGGGGAUUGUGGAGAGCAUUGGAGAAGGAGUGACCUCUGUGAAACCAGGAGACAAAGUCAUAAUCUCACCACAUCCUCAGUGUGGAGAAUGUAGCUUCUGCUUGAAUCCUGACUCCAACUACUGCGUGAAAUCACACCUCACUGAACCACAAAACCUGCUGCCGGACAAGACCAGCAGAUUCACUUGCAAAGGGAAACAGAUCCAUCAUUUCCUCUGGAACAGCACCUUUGCAGAAUACACUGUGGUGCCCGAGUACACCCUGGCCAAGAUAGAUGCUGCUGCACCUCUGGACAAAGUCUGCUUGCUUGCCUGUGGUUUUCCCACAGGCUAUGGGGCUGCCAUCAACACUGCCAAGGUAAAACCAGGCUCCACCUGUGCCGUCUUUGGCCUCGGAGGAGUUGGCCUCUCUGUUGUCAUGGGUUGCAAGGCAGCUGGAGCGUCCCGCAUCAUUGCCAUCGAUAUCAACAAGGACAAGUUUGCCAGGGCCAAAGAGCUGGGAGCCACCGAGUGCAUCAACCCUAAAGACUUCAAGAAGCCUAUCCAGCAGGUGCUCACCGAGAUGACCGGCCAUGGCGUGGACUACUCCUUUGAGGCUGCUGGGACUGCAGAUACCCUGAUUGCUGCCCUGGCCUCUUGCAAUAUGAACACUGGAGUCUGUGUAUUGAUUGGGGAACCACCUGCUGGUUCAACAGUUCCCAUUGAUCCAUUCCUUCUACUAAGUGGGCGCACCUGUAAAGGGAUUCUGCUUGGAGGUAGGAAGCCGAGAAAGACAUUUAGGCAUUUCAUUCUUCUCCCUUCACAGGAAGUCCCAAAUGUUACUGGAACAAAUAUGCUUCAGGACAUGCAUUAACCCUUCCCUUGAGAAUGCAAUUACACUGUUCAGCAAUGUACUCAGCGCCAGGGCAACGUCCCAGAAAGUCUCGAGAGGUUGCUGAUGUUAAAGCUACGAGUGAAAAUGAACAUUGAAUUUUCACCUUAUAUUAAUAUGCAUACAACAUAACAAUAAAUCUGCAGUAAUUUU